Molecule: messenger RNA, 309 nt
Organism: Paramecium sonneborni
Lineage: Eukaryota; Ciliophora; Oligohymenophorea; Peniculida; Parameciidae
Source: the annotation of a GenBank genome assembly
AUGUAUGAAUUAGAUAAACUGUAGAUCUAGUUUGUUGGUAUGAACUAAGUUUAGAAUAACAGAAAAAACCUAAUCAAUUAAUCAACAAAAAUCUUAAAUAAGAAUCUGAAAAUUUUAAAAUAGAAUGAAAAUGAUUCGAAUUUCUAAUGUUAUAAAGUAGGUCAUCAUUGUAAAAUGUUAUUUAGAGAUGAAUACUUAAUAUCAUAUAAUUAUAGAAGUGGUACUAUGAGAUUAGCAAUUAUAAAUAAAAUAAUAAUGGAUUCUUAUUUAUUAUCAUAAAGCAUUCAUUCAAAUAAAUUAAUAAAGUGA